AACAAAAAGUUAAAGAAGAACAGCUGCCUAUAUGGGAGAGUGAAUGAGUGAGAAUCAUGUGACAUAUGCCACUCUCUCUACCCGCCGAAUCAAAAAGCCAUAAACUUUCUGAAUAUCCCAUCAAAUUAGCAACCACCCUUUUGCUCUCUCUCUCUGUAAUUUACACUCUUUCUUGGUUUUUGGGUUUCAAUGGCUUCAAGCGCUUCCAAGUUCAUCAAGUGUGUAACAGUUGGAGAUGGAGCUGUGGGGAAGACCUGUAUGCUCAUUUGUUACACCAGUAACAAGUUUCCCACUGAUUAUGUUCCCACAGUGUUUGAUAACUUCAGCGCAAAUGUGGUGGUUGAAUCUACAACAGUGAACUUAGGCCUCUGGGACACAGCUGGGCAAGAAGAUUACAAUCGCCUAAGGCCAUUGAGCUACAGAGGUGCAGAUGUCUUUGUCCUAGCUUUCUCAUUAGUUAGCCGUGCCAGCUAUGAGAACAUACUGAAAAAGUGGAUCCCUGAACUGCAGCAUUAUGCUCCUGGAGUUCCAGUAGUACUUGCUGGCACCAAACUAGAUCUUCGAGAGGAUAAGCACUAUUUGGCUGAUCACCCAGGGUUGGUACCUGUUACUAGCGCACAGGGCGAGGAGCUGCGCAAACAGAUUGGUGCUGCAUAUUAUAUAGAAUGCAGCUCAAAAACUCAGCAGAAUGUGAAAGCAGUUUUUGAUGCUGCUAUCAGAGUGGUUAUCAAGCCACCACAGAAACAAAAGGAGAAAAAGAAAAAGCCACGUCGAGGAUGUCUAGUCAACAUCGUUUGUGGGCGAAGGCUAGUGUGUCUCAAAUGAAGGCACCAACUUGAUAGCUGCCAUCUUGAUCAUGACUAUGUGCCACUUCUUGGAGGUUCUUCACCGCCAAGCUGUUUGGAUCCUGUGAAUUUGAUAAUUCAUCUAAAAUGUUUUUUCUUUUUUCUUUUCCUUAUUUUUUGUAUUUCAUGAUCCGUUAUAGAUAUGGAGAAAAUGGGUACACUUGUAACACCGAUACUGUGUUUACUAAUCUAAAGAACUUAAAUUUAUAGGCUUUAAACUUGCAAUA
Molecule: messenger RNA, 1072 nt
Organism: Rosa chinensis
Lineage: Eukaryota; Viridiplantae; Streptophyta; Magnoliopsida; Rosales; Rosaceae
Product: rac-like GTP-binding protein 3
Exons: 8
Coding region: 190-825 (211 amino acids)
Biological process (GO): small GTPase-mediated signal transduction; regulation of cell shape; cortical cytoskeleton organization
Cellular component (GO): cell projection; cytoplasmic vesicle; cell cortex
Molecular function (GO): GTPase activity; protein kinase binding; GTP binding
Source: RefSeq, a predicted model, not a curated record